GUCCCACGAGCCAAGGCCCUGUACACGUACCGAGGGCACAACCCCGGGGAGCUGCGGUUCAACAAGGGGGACAUCAUCGUGCUGCUCCGGCAGCUGGACGAGAACUGGUACCUGGGGGAGGUGAACGGCAUCAGCGGCGUGUUCCCAGCCAGCUCCGUGCAAGUGAUCAAGCACCUGCCCCUGCCCGUGCCCCUCAGCAGGGCACUCGGCACCUUCGACACCAGGGGCAGGGACAGGACCGAACACAAGGAGAGCCUGACCCUGCAUAAGCCAAACACCACUGCAAGGCAGCUCCUGCAGACCAGCAAAAGCCACUGGUCCCCCCAGUUUAAGUGCACGUCCCUACGAACGGCGUCUCCCAAAGGCAAGGGUGCGGAUUCUCCAGCUUUCCCCAAGGUGCCCGACUCCCGGCGGAAGAGCCUGCGGCAGUUCUCCAUCACCACCGCCCUCAACACCCUCAACCGCAUGGUCCACUCGCCUGAGCGGCAGGCGCUGGAGAUCAGCUCCCCCGUGCUCAUCAGCUCCAGCAACCCCACCGUGGCCACCCAGAGCAGCGAGAAAGCGGAGCUUCCCUAUGGCACCCCCAUCCAGGUCAGUGCAUCCUACUACCCUGCGCCAGGAUCACUGGGGCACUCAGCAGCCAUCGUCACUCUUCCCCAUCUGCAGCACCACAUAUCAGCCUAUAUGUGCGUGGCUCUCCAUUCCUACACGGCUCACGGACCGGAUGAGCUGGAGCUGCAGAAGGGAGAAGGGGUCCGUGUCUUUGGGAAGGACCACGAUGGAUGGCUGCGGGGCAUGUCCCUUGUCACAGGGAGAGCGGGUGUCUUCCCCAGCAACUACGUCGCUCCCCUCUUCAGGAAACCGAACCUCUCCGACUCGAAGAUGCCUUCCCU
This is a messenger RNA of Nestor notabilis (Kea), 893 nucleotides long. It is a transcript of the gene SH3RF2, whose product is annotated as SH3 domain containing ring finger 2. The annotation marks the transcript as partial. The transcript has 5 exons. The record is from RefSeq and is a predicted model, not a curated record. Gene Ontology annotation, biological process: protein ubiquitination; positive regulation of proteasomal ubiquitin-dependent protein catabolic process; negative regulation of apoptotic process. Lineage: Eukaryota; Metazoa; Chordata; Aves; Psittaciformes; Psittacidae. Gene Ontology annotation, molecular function: ubiquitin protein ligase activity; protein phosphatase 1 binding. Gene Ontology annotation, cellular component: nucleoplasm.